Molecule: messenger RNA, 1123 nt
Organism: Mya arenaria
Lineage: Eukaryota; Metazoa; Mollusca; Bivalvia; Myida; Myidae
Exons: 2
Coding region: 8-931 (307 amino acids)
Molecular function (GO): protein binding
Source: RefSeq, a predicted model, not a curated record
UCGUAGAAUGGAGGUAUCCGGCAAGAAACUCAUAGAAGAAGCAUCUUCCUUUGACGCAGUCGGCUCCCAUGAAUUAACGAACAAAAGACUAGGCGUUCAGGCUGAAGGUUAUGUUGACGUGACGAACUUCAAGUUCACACCAUCCUCGUCCAUACCAGUCAAGGAUCCAUCUGACGCUAUUGACUGCUGGCUGACGAGCAUGCUCCUUCUGCCAAUGAACCGACUUCUACUUACUGAUUAUCACAACGAAACAGUGAAGCUUGUGGAUCUGGAGACAAGUAGACUGGUGUCCCAGGUCAGAGUGCCAGGUGGACCAUGUGACAUGUGUCUCCUCCCCGGUGACAGGGUGGCAGUUUCUUUAACUUCCGGUAAAAUUCAGUUCCUGGAGACUCGGGGAGAAAUCGCUCUUGGAGCCAACAUCAGGGUGGACAGCGACUGUCGAGGUAUUGGCUACCAUAAUGACAGACUGAUACUAUCAUAUUACAGUGGAAAAGUGGAGAUGAUGGACAUGAAAACGACCAAGAAGAUAGAUACAGUCAUAGAGGAGUCAAUGUUUUGUGAUCCCGAGUACCUGGCAGUUAUCAUGGAAGAUCAGACAGCAGUCAUCUAUGUAUCAGACUUCAAAAAGAAUACCAUCAGCAAGCUGGACAUGGACCUGAACCUCAUCCAGACUUUCCAGAAUCCUGCACUAAGAGCACCAACAAGCAUCCUUUUGUUGGAUAACCAGCUCAUCAUCUGUGGUUUUGGGAGUGACAAUAUAAUGCGCCUGGACCUGCCCAGUGGCCAGUUGACGCAAGUUCUAGGGAAAAAUGAGGGUAUAAACUGGCCACGCAGUGUCUGCUACAGUCAACAAUAUACCAAGUUAUACGUCACUUGUACCAGAUAUGACGACAAUGGAGACUUUGUGAAAGUGUACAAGGAGUCUGCCUGACAUUUCAAAAAAGAUGACUGAACUUUUCAUGAAAAUAUGCGUAUAAAGGAGUUAAAACAUUCGAUAUUUUGCAAAGAAAUGGACUUCUAGAUAUAGCGUUAAACACAUCGACAGUGUGCGAGACAGUUCAUAGUUUUAAAGUUAACAUGCUGUUGGAGAUCUUUCAGAAUGUACGUUGACAGUCGUGUUCUU